UCUUUGAUAUAUAUGCAAAUAGUGUAAGUCCGUGUACGAUCAGGCAUGACAGGAAGAAAGUACGAUUAGUGUUAAAGAGUGUCAGCGUCGGCGAAGGCCGAAGAAAGAGAAGUGGAGGGAGAAGAGGAGAACGAAACAGAGGAGCUGGAGGAGGCUGACGCGAGGGUGUGGCCGCCCUCAGGAUGGUGCUGCCAACACUACAGCGGCGAUUACUGUUGACGAUUGUCUUCUUAUUGGUAUUGGUAAUGACACCAUGGACUCAAGGCAUUACUAUUAAAACAAAGCUCAAUCCGCAUAUUGUACAGACGAGGUACGGAAAGAUACAGGGUCUGAUCAUGUCAUUUGAAAACGAAAGAUACCUCAAACCAAUCGAUGUCUACCUCGGAGUACCUUAUGCUACACCCCCAAUCGGUGGAAAUCGAUUUUCACCGACGAGAGCGCUGAGCCCUUGGGAUGGAAAUAAAUUGGCAGAAAAGGUAGGACCGGUCUGUCCCCAAAAACUGCCAAACGUCUCUAUUGAGCAAGAAGCCCUUGAUCGUAUGCCCAAGGGAAGACUCGAGUACUUAAAGAGGAUGUUACCAAAUCUUCGUAACCAAAGUGAAGACUGUCUUUACCUUAAUAUCUACAGCCCAGCGAUGGGAACGUCAGAAGGUGGUCGUAAAUACCCAGUGCUUGUGUUCAUUCAUGGAGAAAGCUUCGACUGGGGAAGCGGUAACAUGUAUGAUGGUUCUAUUCUCGCUAGUUAUGCCGACCAAGUUGUUAUUACUCUAAAUUAUCGAUUGGGCAUACUUGGUUUUCUCAACGCCAAUGUCUCACCCCACACCAAAGCCCGGGUGGCAAAUUAUGGCCUAAUGGAUCAGAUCGCCGCGCUUCACUGGAUCCAACAAAAUAUUGAAUACUUUGGCGGUGAUCCGAGCAACGUGACUCUCAUGGGUCAAGGAACGGGUGCAGCUUGUGUCAACUUCCUUGCCAUUAGUCCUACGGUUAUGCCUGGACUAUUUAAACGAGCGAUCCUAUUAUCUGGAAGCGCUUUAUCUUCUUGGGCUGUUGUUGACAAUCCCGUUUUUUAUGCUCUGAAAUUGGCAAGAACAUUAAAUUGUUCGAUACCCGAGGACUUAUUCAAAGAUCAUGAACUUCUCGUUGAUUGCUUAAGAGAAAGCAGCCUAGAGGCUCUACUGCAAGCCGAUAUAAAACCUCCUACCUUCCUCAGUGCUUUUGGGCCAAGCGUUGAUGGAGUGGUGAUUAAGCCUAAUUUUCAAAAGGAUUUGUUAUCUUACCUCGGUCCAGAAUUCCAAGGACUUGGAAUUUUGUCAAAAAAGACUGAUCACGGUGACACCAUUACCAGUAACAAUAAGUACGAUUUGUUAUUUGGUGUAACAACGAGCGAGGCUCUUUGGCGAUUUGCAGAAAGAGAUGUUCAAAAGGGCUUCGAAGGUGAACGCAGAGAUAAAAUUAUUAGAACCUACGUGAGGAAUGCCUAUACGUAUCACCUUACAGAGAUUUUUUAUACAAUCGUUAAUGAAUACACAGAUUGGGAACGAACAGUGCAGCAUCCGGUAAACACGCGCGAUGCCUGCGUUCAAGCAUUAAGCGAUGCCCAAUUUGUUGCACCACUUGUGCAAACUGGCGAUCUCUUUACUCUGCGACACGCUAAAAAGCCAAGUACGCUACAUACGCUAUUAUCAGCUCAUGAUACGGAGAAAGAUCAAUCGCCGAGAAUCUACUUUUAUGUGUUUGAUUAUCAGACAAAGGAUGGUGAUUAUCCUCAGAAAAUGGGUUCGGUACAUGGCGAGGAAUUGCCUUUCGUCUUCGGUGCUCCAUUAGUCGAUGGAUUCGGACAUUUUCCUCGGAAUUACACAAGAGCGGAAGUUGCACUAUCGCAGAGUAUAAUUCAGUACUUUGCCAAUUUCGUAAAGACUGGUAAUCCGAAUUCAGCAGAACACUUCCAUGGGAAAGAUACACUUUUGUCUGCUAAUCGAGAAAAGAGUCGAUUUCGAAGCCUGACAUGGGAUCAAUACGAUCCUAUACAUCAAAAAUAUUUAGAAAUUGGUAUGAAACCAAAGAUGAAGAAUCACUACAGAGCACAUCAAUUGUCUGUCUGGUUAAGACUAGUGCCAGAGCUGCAUCGGGCAGGAAUGGAGGAUGUUGAACCACGGCAUAACUUGUUCAGGGGUUACGCUGAUCCGAACCUCUACGACGGCUUUGUAAGACCAGACCCCCUUAAUAGACUCUCUAGUAGCGAUUUCGAGCCCCUACAUGCCCUCAGGAACAUAACAACCGAGCCACCCACGACCACCGAUUAUACUAUCACCACUUGCGUUAGUCUCAUUCAAAGUACCAAUGUACAAAAUAUCAAUAACGCUAGCACUGAUACACUUGCUAGUCUUGACGCUGCGGGCUAUGCCGCAUACUCGACUGCCCUUAGUGUGACAAUAGCAAUUGGCUGCAGUCUACUCAUACUCAACGUCCUUAUAUUUGCGGGUGUUUAUUAUCAGAGAGAUAAGACACGGUUGGAGGUAAAAAGCAUGCAACAACAGCAAAUGAUGAAUCAACAGUGUGUCCCUAGAGGCUUUAAUGAUCUCAAACAGCCGCCACCUCCACCUUCACCGCAUACACACUUUCCUGGAGGACAAGUCAUCGUCGACGUCGAGAACGAAAUGCUUCGAAGGAAUAUCUUGAAAACCAUGCCGACAAAUGAUACGAAUAUGCUGCUGCAGCAAACCCAAGUAACACAUACACUACCGCAUCCGCACCAUUACCCGAAGCAACACCAAAUGCAACACUCAACACUGCCACGGAGUUCAGUGCUCCCAGACAUUAGUACACAACAAAGUCAAGGUCCACCCAAUGGCUCGAUCCACAUGACACUACCGCGACAAUCGCGGCUUCCGAGGGUCAAUAGUCCACCGGAGAACCAACCGCUACUUCAGAGCUGCACCCAAACGACGACGGUCUCGGGUCGCGUACAGUCGCAGUCUGGUGUCGGUGAGAUGCACGUCUGACACUUCGAAUCCCCGACUGAGCACCUUGUUACGGACCUUCAUACAGCUUCCACGCUUCUUUAAUGAAAUUCCCUCGAAAGAUAUGCGUAUGCUUGCGAGUAUGAAUUGCGUAGGAUAAUUUGUGUCUUUGAAACAUUAUAAGGCCUUUAAUAAUUAGAUGUCCAAUCGAUUCCACGC
This is a messenger RNA of Ceratosolen solmsi marchali, 3179 nucleotides long. It is a transcript of the gene NLG-4, whose product is annotated as neuroligin 4. The transcript has 13 exons. The coding region runs from base 183 to 3002 and encodes 939 amino acids. NCBI's taxonomy places the organism in Eukaryota, Metazoa, Arthropoda, Insecta, Hymenoptera, Agaonidae. The record is from RefSeq and is a predicted model, not a curated record.